Macadamia integrifolia is the source of this 1707-nucleotide messenger RNA. RefSeq names its product splicing factor 3A subunit 2. Gene Ontology annotation, cellular component: nucleus; catalytic step 2 spliceosome; U2 snRNP. Gene Ontology annotation, molecular function: zinc ion binding; nucleic acid binding. The record is from RefSeq and is a predicted model, not a curated record. The transcript has 7 exons. Gene Ontology annotation, biological process: spliceosomal complex assembly. NCBI's taxonomy places the organism in Eukaryota, Viridiplantae, Streptophyta, Magnoliopsida, Proteales, Proteaceae.
UUCCUCUUUCCGUCUUCCAUCUUUUUAGAUAGCAGAGAGAGCAGCGAACCUUGGACCGACGACUGCUCGACUUCGAGGCUUCGACAGCAAGGUCUGUUCUUGACUCUUGAACGCCAAGUCACCGGUCACCCUCGCCCCUUCCCUUACGACGACGGUUUGAUUCACUAUUUAUAUCUGGAACCUUACCAAAAACUCCAGAAACGUUUUUCAGAAACUGGAGAUUCAUUAUUUAUAUCUUGAUUGAUAUUCUCUUAUCUUUGCUGCAAGAAGCAGAUAUUUUGUUCUUGUUCGGGUAAGAGAAGACAGAGAGGAGAAUGGAUAGAGAUUGGGGUUCGAAGCCCGGUAGUGGAGGUGCAGCCUCCGCUCAGAAUGAAGCAAUCGAUAGGAGAGAAAGGCUCAGAAGGCUAGCGCUUGAGACUAUUGAUCUGGCGAAGGAUCCCUAUUUUAUGCGCAACCAUCUCGGCAGCUAUGAGUGUAAGCUAUGCUAGACAUUGCACAAUAAUGAGGGAAACUAUUUGGCUCACACACAAGGGAAGCGCCACCUGACCAAUUUGGCCAAGCGAGCUGCCCGUGAAGCUAAAGAAGCACCUGUGCAACCUCAGCCACACAAACGGAAGGUCUCCAUGCGCAAGACAGUCAAGAUUGGAAGGCCUGGAUACAGGGUGACAAAGCAAUUUGAUCCAGACACAAAACAGAGAUCUCUUCUUUUCCAGAUCGAAUACCCUGAAAUUGAAGACAAUUCGAAGCCACGGCACCGUUUUAUGUCAUCCUUUGAACAGAGGGUGCAAUCCUGUGAUAAAAGGUACCAGUAUCUUCUGUUUGCAGCUGAGCCAUAUGAAAUCAUUGCAUUUAAGGUUCCUAGCACAGAGAUUGACAAGUCCACGCCCAAGUUCUUCUCGCAUUGGGAUCCUGACUCAAAAAUGUUUACGUUGCAACUGUAUUUCAAGGUGAAGCCACCAGAAACAAAUAAGCCUCCACCUCCACCUGUUCCUGGUUCUAUUGCCAAUGGCACGGCCACUCCAGGUGUUCCUCCAUGGCCCUUGCCUCCCCCACCUCAAGCUCCGCCUCCACCACCACCACCACCACCACUGGGGCUCCCUCCAGGUGCACCCAUUGGAAAUCCUCCAAGAGGUCCACCACCUGCUCGAGGAUCUGCACCACCACCGCCUCCAUCAACAGCAAAUGGUCCUCGGCCCAUGCCUCCUGGUGGUACUCCUCCAGUCCCACCACCACCUCCAGUUCGUAGUGGUACGAUGGCAAAUUUCACUCCAGGCACUAGGCCCCCCUCGAUGAUGCCCCCACAAGGUUUUCAGGGCCAGCAGAUUCAAGGCCAGGGAGUUCAUCCUCCACCACCUCCACCCCAUAUGGGACAACAGCUCCCUAGGCCACCAAUGUCUUAGCAUCUCACAAAUCUUUUGUGGAGUUUGUUGCUUACUUAUGCUGAUCUCAGAGAUGAAUUUGCUACAGAAUCUUAGUAGUUUCAGAAUUAAAGCGGCUGAACAGUGGAAAUAUUAACAAUCAAUAUGGGAUCUAAUUAGUUAAUGAGCUUUAAUGUCUUGGAACAUUUCAGUGGUUGGAUGUGGUGUGUAGGUUGUGUGUCUGGUUAUAGCAGUUCUAGGGCAACUACAAACUCUGAACUCUGUAUUGCUUUAAUUUUACAAUAUUAAAUGCAUUAAGGAGCUCUGCAAUAGCUAAUACUUGCACCCA